Messenger RNA from Hypoxylon fragiforme, 1468 nucleotides. RefSeq lists its product as uncharacterized. The record is from RefSeq and is a predicted model, not a curated record. The transcript has a single exon. The coding region runs from base 264 to 1166 and encodes 300 amino acids. NCBI's taxonomy places the organism in Eukaryota, Fungi, Ascomycota, Sordariomycetes, Xylariales, Hypoxylaceae.
CCAACAUCUAACCUACCUAGUUAUGCACUGCCGAGUUCAAAACUUCAGCUCAGCAUUUCAAGGCUUUAGUUCCAACAAUUAGUUUGGGGGUCAAAAGCUAGAAUACUUGUAUACCUAUAUAUACACAUGCUUUAGGUAGGUAGAUAGGUAGGCUGAUAAUACCAUUUCCUUCUCACUUCAACUGCUCUCUACAUUUCUGUCAUAAAGCACAACUAGUAUCGGUAUAUGAAUUUCGUUUUUCUGCUUGUUAUUGUUUUGUCGCUAUGUCAUACGCAGAAUUUCCCCCUGCAUACGAGACUGUGGCUAGCAAUCGCGGACUACACAUGCCAAAUACAGCUACCGUCUACGAGUCCCCAGCCGAAAGCUCUAGUCAAGCACCAGCUAUCACCGAGAGUCAGGUUCUAAAGUUAACGGCAUCAUAUUUCCCUCCUAUACCCCCUCAUGUACGAUUGCCAUUAUUGCCCAAGCCGGUGUUAAUCCCCCGUAUCAAUCCGGGUUCUCUAGCCCCAUUCGUGCGUGCCUGGGCACCAGAAUUGGCCCACCAUGCGAUUACACGGGAAGACUUGGUGGCCUUCAUUGACAACCUCAACCUUGUCCUCACUCCCCACCCGGCCAUCCAUGUAGUUGAAUUAGCCUCUCUCGGGGUCCAUUUUGCUCCCACUGCGGCAGCUAGUGGCAUCUCUGCCGCCAUGCAUGGAAUGGCGAUCCUUGCUACUCACGCCAUAGGCCAUCAGCGCACCCAGACAUUUCUCUCCACUACAAAUGACAACUACUUCCACCCCCGCCAAUUGCAUGCGGAGAUCAUUGAUUCAAAGCGAAUGAAGGAAAUGUUCCACCUCGACGAGGAUGAUCCCCUGACAACUCCCCUCAGCGAGGAUUCCCUCGACUCGACUAUGCAAGAAAGAUGUCUCAAGUAUCUUUCUAGAUGGGCCUGUGAACUGUCGUUCGACGGCAUUCCUCCUCCGAGUCCCCAAACAAGUGUGCUUGAAAGAGUGGCUGCGUGGAGUGUCGAGCACAAGAUAGCCAAAGCGGAGAAGAAGGCUAAGAAAAAGAGAGAGAAAGCUUGGAAGAAGCACCUGAAGGGCAAGAAGUCAAAAGAAGGCAAGGCAGAAAAGCGUAGGGCCAAGUCCUUAGAUUGGAUUUUGAUCCGGAACCUCAGCGGGUAGUUCAGCUCAAUGAACUGGAUAUGUGGCAGCACUUACUUUUGAGUUCUAUCUAUAACGACUUGAAGAUUAAACUAGAUAUCCAAGUAGAUAUCUAACAUAUCUAUGUGCAUUAUCCCGUGUUCCAAGCACGGGUCUCCCGUCUUGGCAGAGACAAAUCUGGGUUGGUUAACGGCAGUGUUCGGUAGCUUGUCCCGAAAAUGAACUACGUAUGUAACUAAUAAUGCUGGGUAGUUACUAUCAUUAGACCUACUACUUUACCAUGGCCUAGAGAAAAGUGGAACAACUAACUACAUGUAACCAAC